Momordica charantia (bitter melon) is the source of this 639-nucleotide messenger RNA. NCBI's taxonomy places the organism in Eukaryota, Viridiplantae, Streptophyta, Magnoliopsida, Cucurbitales, Cucurbitaceae. The record is from RefSeq and is a predicted model, not a curated record.
AUGGAGGCCAAAAUUAGGAACAGGGCAUCUUCAAGGCAAGAAGGGCCAUGCCUAAGGGGCAACCCAAGAAUUUUUAGAGUUUCAACUUUGUUUGGAGGGAAAGACAGGCACAGCAAAGUUUUCACAAUAAAGGGGUUAAGAGACAGAAGAAUUAGGCUUUCAACUCCCACUGCAAUUCAACUUUAUGAUCUACAAAACAAACUUGGCCUCGGCCAACCCAGCAAAGUCAUAGAUUGGCUUAUUGAUGUCACAAGAUUUGAUAUUGAUAAGCUCCCACCUCUCCAAAUUCCAAAAGAUUUUGACCCAAAUGCCUCUGUUCUUUAUCAAUCUUCAAUGCUUCUUCCUCAGGUUUGCCAUUUUGAUGUUGCAGUGAAAGCCAGAAAUGGAGGAACUGAGAGACUUUUGGCACAAAAGUUGUCUCCUUUGGUCAAUCAUGCUUCUUUAUGUUCUCUUCAAAGCAAUGCCAUGGAUGAAAGCUUUUGCCAUUUUGAGCCUUCAAGCUUUCCAUUCCCAUCAAUGGAGGCCAACCCAGACUCGUUUUCCUCCUCUGCUUCUGCUCAGUUGCUGUUCUGUCCAUUGACAACGCCAUCCGAAGUCUCUCCUAGCAGCUUGAUGAAAUUAAGAGUGAAUUUGAGAUGA